GUGGGUCCUUUCCACGUCAAAGCUAUGUGUGUUUCUCCGAAAGCCUCAUCACUACAGCGAAACCUUAAUGAACUUUCUUUGUUUAUACCUAUUAUUACCGACGUUGAAACAUACGUGGAAACAACACACACGUAGGUGCCCACGUGCGCGUGCUUGUGUGUAUAUAUAUAACAUAACACGUACAUAGACCUCUCAAAGUGUGAGAAGAAGAAGAAAAAAAAAGAUGGACUGCAGAAAACACAAGCACCAAGGCAACAGAGGAGUAUGCCCUUCUUGUCUAAGAGACAAACUCUCUCGUUUACCUAAUACAACGACGUCGUACUACGUCAUAAACCGAUCUGAUUCCUCAUCCACAACCGUUUCCUCUUCUCCGUCUUCACCGGUUAAGGAACUCCACCGUAGAGCUGGUUCCAUGUCUAUGUCGUUCGCUGUGAGGGAAGCGUUGAGUGGUCAACUUGUUGAAGGAUUAAAGAAAAGCAGAUCUAUGGCUCAUGCUACGAGAGAUUCUUAUAUCGUUAGGUCAUCCAAGAAGACGUCGACGGAGAAGCUAAAAGCCACGACGGUGAAGAAGACUGGAUUCUGGAAGAAGUUGCUUCAUCUCAAAGGAAAGGGUGGUGGCGUCAACGUCGGAGGAGGAUUGGUUACGUCACGGCAAAGAGUGUAUUAAAUUAUCAAAUUUAGUUUGUUUUUUUUUUAUUGAAUUUUCAGUUUGACAUGUACAGCUACAGAUUGAAAUAAGUAAAAUAAUGAUAGUUACGUUACGUACGUAAGAUGUACUUAAACGCUAUGAAGUUUCCUGGGAUUUGACCAACGAAUCCGCGUUUUUUGAUCAUAUCUUCAAGUUUUAUUCUUUUACUUUUCUUCGCAAGCCACAUAUGACUCAUCUAACGUGUCAUUUUUCAUUUUCCUUUAUUGGUUGACAAGUAUGAAACCCAUGUGUAACAAAUGCUUAAUGUGAAAGUAUAUGAGAAGUUUAAAGAAAAACAUAUAAGAUGUGAUAGGUUGGACUGUAGGAGUUAUAAUUAACUUUAAUUUGUAACUAUAAUAUUAAAUUAACAAUUAUGCUUUAUAUUGAUUUUUAAUUUACAGUCA
Messenger RNA from Eruca vesicaria subsp. sativa (arugula), 1092 nucleotides. NCBI's taxonomy places the organism in Eukaryota, Viridiplantae, Streptophyta, Magnoliopsida, Brassicales, Brassicaceae. The record is from the annotation of a GenBank genome assembly.